CCAAGCCAACCAAUCGCCGGCCCACAGAAAACAGCGAAUCACGCGACGCGAAAGGACGGAGAGAGAGGACUGAGGGAGAGCUGGAGAGCGAGAGAUUCCGGCGUCUCCGCCUCGCCGUCCCCCGUCUCCCCGCCGCCGCCGCCGCCGCAGUAGCAGCCGAGGCCGGUCAUGCUAGCCGACCUCAACGUCGACCCGCCGGAGAGCGACGGCGAGGACCAACCACCAACUCCCAACCCCAACGUAAACCCCGCCACCGCCGCCGUCACCGCGGCGACGGUGGUCGCCAUCGAUUCCUCCACUAGGAGUAGCAAUGAUGAGGGUAGUUUGGCAAAAAGCGUGAUCACAACGAAGGAACCUGAUACUGUUGAAUGCGAAGAUGCUGAUCAACAUUGUCAAGGGGCUUCUGUUGCACGCGAAGAGAAAGUUAGCAACCUGAAAGCUGCUUUGGUACAUGUGGCACGGAAGAUGCCUAAAAAUGCCCAUGCACAUUUUAUGUUGGGUUUGAUGUACCAAAGGCUUGGUCAGCCACAGAAGGCAAUAGCGGCAUAUGAGAAGUCAUCUGAGAUAUUGUUACAAGAUGAAGAAGAAGUUCGAAGGCCUGAUUUGCUCUCAUCAGUGAGGAUACACCAUGCUCAGUGCAUUUUGCAAACAAGUAUGGGUGACACUUUUGAUGAAGAGCUUGAAUCUGGUGAACUAGAUGAAAUCCUUGUUAAAAUGAAGAGUUCAGUUGAAUCUGACCCCAGACAGGCAGCUGUUUGGAAUAUCCUUGGUUUGGUUCUUCUUCGUAGUGGUCAGCUUCAGAGUGCUAUCUCAGUUUUAUCUUCUCUGACGGUUGUUGCUCCAGAUUACUUGGACUCUCUUGCGAAUCUUGGUGUUGCCUACAUUCAAAGUGGGAAUCUAGAACUGGCCACAAAAUGCUUUCAAGAACUUGUUAUAAAAGAUCAAAACCACCCAGCUGCUCUGGUGAACUAUGCAGCUCUCCUUCUCUGUAAAUAUGGAUCUUUUGCUGCAGGGUCAGGUGGUAAUGUUAGUGCAGGCUCUUGUCUGCAUCAGAAAGAAGGCUUAGCUGUUGCAAAAGAGUGCUUACUUGCAGCAGUGAAGGCUGAUCCUAAAGCUGCAUCAGUAUGGGUUAAUCUUGCAAAUGCAUAUUACAUGGCUGGUGAACACAGAAAUUCAAAGAGAUGCUUGGAACAGGCAGCAAAGCAUGAACCCAGUCAUAUGCCCGCUCGGUAUGCUAUUGCAGUUCACCGAAUCAGAGAUGCUGUCAGAUCACAGUGUUCUGAUGAUCAACUUCUUUGGGCUUCAAAUGAAAUGGCAACAGUUCUAAAAGAAGGAGACCCUUCAGCAGUUGAUGCCCCAAUUGCAUGGGCAGGGUUGGCAAUGGCUCAUAGGGCACAGCAUGAAAUCGCUGCUGCUUAUGAUACUGAACAAAUUAAUCUGAGUGAUGUAGAAGAGCGAGCUCUUUAUACACUAAAACAGGCUAUCCAAGAGGACCCAGAUGAUGCUGUUCAAUGGCAUCAACUUGGUUUGUACAAUAUUUGCACCACUCAGUUUAGCCGAUCGGUAAAUUUCCUUAAAGCUGCUGUAGCUCGUUCGCCAGAUUGCAGCUAUGUGUGGUCAAAUCUUGGUAUUGCAUUGCAACUAUCAGACGAUUCAUCCUGUGAGACUGUAUAUAAACGAGCACUCAUCCUGUCUUCAAGCCAGCAGUCGUAUGCAAUCCUCUCCAAUCUUGGAAUUCUUUACCGACAGCAUGGGAGGUAUGAACUUGCAAGAAGGAUGCUACUGCGGUCGUUGGAACUAUGUCCUGGACAUGCCCCAGCCAACAACAACCUGGGGCUUGUAUCUAUUGCAGAGGGCCGUUAUGAGGAAGCUAUUAGCUGUUUUGAGAAGUCUCUGCAAUCUGAUCCGCUGCUUGAUGCUGCCAAAUCAAACUUGGCAAAAGUUCUCGCAUUGUCCAAGAAACAGUAGAUGAACAAAAGACAAAAGAUGCCCUUUGACUAGAGCUUUAAACAUGAACAGCAUUCAUAAUGUAGAACGUCGCAAUGGAGCUAACUCAGAAGCUGAUAGUACUUGGUGGCUAUGGACUUCUCACAGGUUCACAGGUCACAGCAUAAGGAACUGCAGCUUCAUAUGGUUCCCUUGGAAUUUGACUAAAUUAUUGCCCUUUGUGCAGAGGACCAUAAGGCCCUGGAGUUGGUCCGCCAGUUGUACAAGCUAUGAGCUAUCCAUAGUGCCCCUUCACUCUAGUGAAGGCUCACGUUUUGAAGUAUAAAAUUUCAUUGUAACAAGCAUGUACUAGGAUUUCCUACUACUGCAGUACAUAACACCUCAGAAGUUUUAGGCUUUUAGCUGUAAUAGCUGUACCAGUCCAAGCUUUAGCUGUAAACAAUUACAACAUUAGUCUUGUGGCAAACGAUGCUAGAUGCUGGCUUUGCCAUUGAAUUCGAAUCCAUGUAACCUCUGUUGGUUUGAUCCGAAAACAUUCAUUAAUUAAUGUUGCAAAAACUAAGGUGCGACCCAUGCGUCUUAGUUUUUAUUAAGACUGCAGGGAAACAACUAGCCCUUAAUUCA
Oryza sativa Japonica Group (Japanese rice) is the source of this 2571-nucleotide messenger RNA. RefSeq lists its product as uncharacterized. The record is from RefSeq and is a predicted model, not a curated record. Gene Ontology annotation, molecular function: protein binding. NCBI's taxonomy places the organism in Eukaryota, Viridiplantae, Streptophyta, Magnoliopsida, Poales, Poaceae.